AUGAAGGAUGCCAUCUACCGUUAAACCUCAGAGAGAAGAAGAAGCAGCAGCAGAAACUAGACACAGCUAAUAACGUUUUAUAGGAAUAAAAACACACUAUAGCUGAUCUUGGAUGAAUCUAUAAACGGAUAUUUGUUUUCAAGGAAAAGGGCGUUUUGAAGAGACAAACAUGAGCAGUUUCAGUAGACCCGACAGACACAGGACCCCGUCAUUCACCAGGGCAACACACCUUGGAGCAUCCCAGGCUGACCUGGAGAGAGAUUCAGGCUUCUCAGAUACCAGCUCUGAGUACCUCAGUACAGUCGAUCUGACUGACUCUGAAGAUGCAGGAAGGAAUGGGUCGAUAGUCGGCCAGGACCCGACUGGUCCGCAGGUGGCUGUGACGGGAGGCUCAUACGCUGGACUCUCGCCAAUGAUCAUCAUGAAUAACUUUGUCUUAAAGCAGCCAUCCUCGAUGGCUCCAGCAGAGAACCAGUGGGGCUUUCCUUCACCCUUGGAAGUGAUGCCUCAGUCACAGGUGGUUCUUCUUCAACCCAUGGUAUCAAAUGGUAGCAGCAGCAGCUCCUCAACGACUGGCCCUGAAAAUAUCCGACAAUCAAAAAGCUACUUGCCCAUCCUCAAAUCAUAUCCCAGAAUCGCACCACACCCAGCGGAUGCGCCCACUAAGAGGGUGGGAUCCUCAAAGGUGAGGGUGAGUUCAACGUCAGGAUAUGACCAGCGAAAGAAGAGGCACCACCACGGCCACAGGCUCCACAGCUCGCCCAGCCCGCAGCCAGCACUGCAGACUACAAUGAAACCCAUCUCAAACUUUGAAGCAGCAAACAGCCAAUCGGAGGAAGCUGAGAGUCAGGAGCAACUCGGUGACAAGCCUCUCUCCCCGCUGGCAGGGAGCAGCCCUCUGCUCCCCUGCACAGAUGAAUUCAGGACAGAUAUUGACAAUAACAUGAUGGAUGCUGACCAGGACGACGCACUCUCGAUGGACGGUAACAAACUGAAACGUUUCAGCAAUACCUACAACAUUCUUCACAAAUCUGGCUUGCUGGGGAUCACCAUGCGCACAAAGCAGCUGAUCAAGGAGAAUAAGCGCACCCAAGGCCAGCUGCAGCAGCUUCAGGAGCAAACGGCUCUGCUGCUGGAGGCUCAGAGCAGCGGGGACCCGCAGCUCUGGACUAAACUGCAGCUCUCUCUGCAGCACCGAGACAAGGAGCAAUGUGGAGCUAAAGCUCAGAGAGUCCUGGCGUAAUAUAUCGAUGGACAUGACCAGCGGUUCUCAAUCAGGGGGUCACAAGAUGAUUUAUUGAAUGUGAAAACAUAUAUCUCAAAUCUUUACGAUAUAAGCAGUCUUCGUGUGAAAUAAUCAAUUCAGUAUAUAGCAUUAUAAAUAAACAAACAAUAACUAAACUAAAGUAUAUACUUUCACGCUUUUAUCAGGACAAAUCGUACAAAUCAUCUUAACAUUCAGAACUGCUGGUCUAAGAUGAAGCUGAAGCACAUGGAUACUAAGUGGGAGUUAAGAAGCAUGCUUACAUUUCAAACCCUUGCCUAUAAUGAAUUUUCUUGCGUCUGUUGUUUCAAAAUAGCAAGUAUCACUUGCAAUAGGGCUAUGGCUUCUAAAGUUUGAAAUUCUAAUUGCAUAAAAAGCAUGUAUACAUCACAUGUGAGGGCACAUAGGGUUAAUUCCUUGUAAAUGCCCUGAAUGUGAUUGCUGUAGGGAAAAUACACGCAUCAUUUUUAAACUCAGUGUGGAUACAUGUGGCCUGUGUUUCAAUUUCCAUUUUACUGAGAUCUUGAAUCAACAGGACAAUGUCUUUUUGAAUUGACGAUAUUUUUAAAUUGGAUGGUAAAUGAAUGUGACUGAGCAGAUGCCUCCUUUGUGAGGAAGUGUAUAUACUAACGGCUUUUAGGCUCAAACAACAGCUGGAUAGCUCACAGUGAGAGUUCAGAGGGCUGGCAAAACCAUAACAUUGUUAUGUUUUUUUAUAUAAUUUUGUGUGUCAGUAUUAUUUAUUUGUAAUAAUGUUUCUGACCAAGACUAAAGCUGUGUGAAUAAGAUAAACAAACCAAGCACAUUAUAACGAGUUAGCCAGUUCACUGGUAAAGCAAGUUCCUUUUUUCAAACGAUGUCUUUAAGAACUACGUAGGCAUUUGCGAAAGCUUAAACUGUAGCAAGUGAAGUGCUGUAGCCAUAUAUUUUUCUCUUGACUUUGCAUACAGUAUGUUGCUGCCAUGUUCAUUCCUGCUGCUUAAGCUUAGUGUUAUGUAUUAAUUGAAAUUUCAAGGCAAAGAAACGGCAACUAGUUUCAUAUUUAAACUCUUGCACUUUAGUUAUAAGAUUACUGACAACUUUUUUAGACAAGAUGUUACAACCUGUAUCCCUAAAUGAGCAUUUCUGUCCUGAUAAAACAAUGUGAAUAUAAAUGUUUAUCUGGGUGCCUGUGCCUUUUUGGAUAUGUUCAUGUUUGCACUUCAUAUCAAUGCUUGAGCAUCUUAGAUUUGUGAACUUCAUGUGGAAGAAAGUUGAAUGUACUUAAAGGUCUCCAAAGAUUUAAUAUUCUUAUCUGAAACAAAACAAAUCAAGCCCUGGCUAGGCAGUAUGUUCAGACUUGAUGUAGAAAGAAUAGCAUGAAGACAAGUGAAGUCAUAAAUGGUUCAGUUUUAAAUGUUGAGUCGAGGUUAACUGUUGUAUUAUUUAUUUUAGAAACAAUAUACUAUUGUUGCAAUAAUUUCUAAUCAUGAGUGGUUGUAAAACUAAGAAAUAAUCAUAUUAGCCUUGGUUGUAAAAGGGCAAAAGUAGGGUUACAAAAAAUAUUUUAAGAUUACUAUUCAGAGAUGGCUUUUUUCCUGUUAUUGUGAAAAGUGCUUUCUGUGUCGUUUCUUUAGCAAAUGUCACUUUGACUAAUAAUCAUAAAACUCUGUUUGAAGACCA
This is a messenger RNA of Sebastes umbrosus (honeycomb rockfish), 2926 nucleotides long. RefSeq names its product CLOCK-interacting pacemaker a (gene cipca). Lineage: Eukaryota; Metazoa; Chordata; Actinopteri; Perciformes; Sebastidae. The record is from RefSeq and is a predicted model, not a curated record. Gene Ontology annotation, biological process: negative regulation of circadian rhythm; negative regulation of DNA-templated transcription. Bases 170 to 1243 code for a protein of 357 amino acids. The transcript has 4 exons. Gene Ontology annotation, cellular component: nucleus.